Messenger RNA from Staurois parvus, 300 nucleotides. NCBI's taxonomy places the organism in Eukaryota, Metazoa, Chordata, Amphibia, Anura, Ranidae. The record is from the annotation of a GenBank genome assembly.
UCAGCUGUGUCCAAUCACAGCUGAUCAGGAGACAUGUACACUGAGCAUCAGGGCACUGAUGUUCAGUGUAGCCCCAUCAGUGCCACCUGUCAGUGUCCAUCAAUGCUACCUGUCAGUGCCCAUCAAUGCCACCUGCCAGUACCACAUCAAUGCCACAUAUCAGUUCUACCAGUGCACAUCAAUGCCACAUAUCGGUGCCCAUCUGACCUGCCUAUCAGUGCUGCCAAUCAGUGCCACCAUUCAGUGCCAGUCGGUGCUGCCUAUCAGUGCCCGUCAGUGCCGUCUAUCAGUGCCAUCAGU